Nannospalax galili (Upper Galilee mountains blind mole rat) is the source of this 3144-nucleotide messenger RNA. RefSeq names its product SLAM family member 7 (gene Slamf7). Lineage: Eukaryota; Metazoa; Chordata; Mammalia; Rodentia; Spalacidae. The record is from RefSeq and is a predicted model, not a curated record. Gene Ontology annotation, biological process: T cell activation. The transcript has 6 exons. Bases 30 to 1031 code for a protein of 333 amino acids. Gene Ontology annotation, cellular component: external side of plasma membrane.
AUUUUAUUGACUGACAACCAGAAAACAAUAUGGCUGGUUUUCCAACAUCCAUCAUCCUCACCUCUCUCCUCUGCCAGAUCACAGUGACAGUGGCCUUUGGAACACUGAAGGAGCUGGCUGGUGCCAUUGAUGGAUCUGUGACCUUCACUCUGAAUAUCACGGUAAAGCAGGUUGACAGUAUUGUCUGGACCUUCAAGACACUCUCUCUUGUCACCAUACAACCAUCUAAGAACAGGAAACAAGAUAAUGUUAUAGUGGCCCAAAAUCGUAACAAAGAAAGAAUAGCCUUUUCAGAAGGAGACUACUCCUUGAAACUCAGCCAACUGAAGAAGAAUGACUCGGGUGUCUACCGUGUGGAGAUAUACAGUACCUCCUCUCAGUCUCCCUUCACCCAGGAGUAUGUGCUGCAUGUCUAUGAGUAUCUAUCAAAGCCCAAAGUCACCAGGGGUCUGCAGAACAAUAAGAAUGGCACCUGCAUAACCAACCUGACAUGCUCCAUAGAACAGGGAGGAGAGAACGUGACUUACAGCUGGAGGGUCAUGGGGCAGGCAGCCAAUGAGUCUCAUGAUGGCUCCUUCCUCCCCAUCUCCUGGAGAUUGGGAGAGACAGACAUGACCUUCAUCUGCACUGCCAGGAAUCCCAUCAGCAACAGUUCCUCAAGUCCCAUCCUUUCCUGGGAGCUCUGUGAAGGUGCUGCCAAUGACCCGAAAUUCUCGGUGGUCUUCACGGUCGUAUUGCUGACUGUCUUGUUCACUGUCAUUGUACUACUACUGACGGUUGCUUUUAUUGUCCGCACAGAAAAAAGGAAAGAAAAGGAAUCCAGUGGAAGAUGCAGCAAACACACUUUAUUCCACUGUGCAGAUACCCAAAGUGGUGAAGAGUCCCAGCAACCUGCCUGCAACGCCAGACACAUCAAGGUCAUUAAGCUUCGAGAAUGUCCUCUAGACAGCUACAUUCCCCCAAGUCUCACUCCAAAGAAACUCGAAGAUUUCACUGUUCUGGGCAGAAAUGCCAACUUCUGUUAUACCUGAAUGUAAAUGUCCCCCACAGGCCCCAUGUGUUUCAAUGCAAAUAAUGAUGGCCAUAUUCAAGUGAUUUCAGAGAACAGUGACUAUUGGGGGCUUCUCUAGGGGGCAUUCACAUUACAUUCCAGCAAAGAAAGUGGUUAUAAUCUGCCUGUGUCCUGAAAUUUCGAAUGAGGCUGAAUUCAUAUGCAAUAGACUAAUUUGAUUGGAGAAGAAAAUUUCAAGACCACGUAACACCUAGGCUGCGGCAUGACCAUUACUCACUGCUUUUAUUCAUGUUUAUAAUGAGAACUCAAAGAACAAAAAGGGGGGUGGGAACAGGAAGAUGUAGAAAACACACAUGCCGUUUGAUGAGGAACAUAUGUGCACUUAAAGCUUCAGGAAAAAAAGUGGGGUAUGGACAAAGGUAGCUGUAAUUGCUAAAGAGAUGAGCUUCAUUAAAGAGUAACAUCAGACCUUGCCCUGGGACAAUGGAAAAGGGGCGUUGAGAGCAAGGGCCUACCCAUCAAAGACUUCAAGAUAUAAAACUGAAAAUGCAAUUGAAAAUUUCAUCUAAAAGGAAGGAAUACCUGAAGAAAGAAUGAACAGAGUGUCCUACUCAAACACAGCAGACUAAGAAAGUGUUUCUCCAGACUCAACUGCACAGGUACUCAGAGGCUGCUGAAGCCCUCCCUGGUCCAAGGGGGCUUGGCUAUAUUUGUACUGACAGCAAAACUCAGCAACAUCCAUAUGGUGAUAGCUUUUCAAGCAUGCAGAAUGUAAGAAUUAGGAGGGCAUCGAGGCUUACACAAAGGGUUUUUUGUGUUUUUUUUUUUAAGUCAGGAAUUGUAUAUCAAAGUUAGAUUCUCUGAGUGGACUGCUGAGUGAGCUAUUACAAAGCUGUGAAGAUGAAGCCUAAGUUACAGUGGUGACCCCAGGAUUCUGGAGAUAUCAGGAACAUGAGGCAUCUGCUGAGAAAAAUUGUGAAUACCAAGUACAGCCUGCCCAAGAGAGAUUCCAUAUGUACUGCAGGUGACAGGACCAUAGAGACAGUCUUCCACAAGCCCAUUGGAGCUUACAUCCAGAAUGUCAGAUACGAAGCUUCAGGAUGAACACUUUGGUCUGGCUUUGGGCUAAUCUUUCUUUGAUAGGAUCCCAUUUCUCCCUUUUACAAUGUGAAUGUUUAUUCUUUAUCAUCGUGUAUUGGAAAUAUUCAGCCUUUUUAUUUUCUAGGGCUCGCAGCUAAGAGUUUGCCUUAAGUUUCAUAAAAGACAAUGGAUUUUGAACUUUUGAAUAGUGUUGGGACUGUUGAGACUGGGGCCUCUUGAAGCUGGACUGAAUGCAGUGCACAUUAUAAGGUAACCAUAAGCCCAUGAGGACCAGGGUAAGCAUGUCACGGUCAGGAUGUAAAACACCCGCCACCUUCGGGCUCAUGUGUUUGAACACUUGCUCAUUAGCUGGUGGUGUUAUUUGGGGAAACUGUGGAACCUUUAGCAGAUAGAGUCUACCUGAAGGAACUGAGUCACUAAGAGGCAGACCUUAAAGGUGAUAUUCACUUCUGGCUCUGGGCUGAGACCUGUGCUUCCACCUCAAGCUCUCCAAGCUUCACAUCUGCACCAAGAUGUAAAAAAAGCAGUAGUUGUGAACUCCCUCCACCACAGGCCAAGUCACUGCAUCUGCCACGCCUUCCCUACCAUGAUAGACUUUAACUUCUGGAAUGUGAAUCAAACCUCUCCUCCCUUAUGUUGUUUCUGUCGGGAUUUUGUCCCUGCAACAAGAAAAGUAACCAAUACAACUCCCUUCCAGAAUAAGCCAUCCUUUAUGCCUGUUUGGUCUUACAAGAUCACCAUCCUACCCACUUCCCAGACCUUUCCUCAAACCCAGAAUCUGUACCCCUUCCUGGAAAUGUGAUUGUGAAUUUGUCAAUCAGUCCUAAGAAAAAGGCUAAGAAAUGCCUUUAUUGGGGCUGGAUGGAGAGAUGGCUCAGUGGUUAAGAACACUGGCUGUUCUUACAGAAGACCCGGGUUCGAAUCCCAGCACCCACAUGGCAGCUAACAACUGUCUGUACCUCCAGUUCCAGGGCAUCCGACGGCCUCUUCUGUCCUCCACAGGCAUUGCAUGACACAGGUGCACUUACCUA